This is a messenger RNA of Rhinocladiella mackenziei CBS 650.93, 231 nucleotides long. RefSeq lists its product as uncharacterized. The transcript has a single exon. The coding region runs from base 1 to 231 and encodes 76 amino acids. NCBI's taxonomy places the organism in Eukaryota, Fungi, Ascomycota, Eurotiomycetes, Chaetothyriales, Herpotrichiellaceae. The record is from RefSeq and is a predicted model, not a curated record.
AUGGCCAUUCAAAUAACCGGCAUCAACUACUAUGGUAGACUGAGAACUCCGGGUGAGUCCACAGCCGUGUUCAUGGCCAAUCUGGGCAAUACGGCAGAUCGAGUCACUUUGCUCCUUGGAUAUCUAGUCAGCGACAUUGCGAGAAAACAAGUUCUCCUACCCACAGCACCCAGUCCAGCUAUGGAAGCAGCACUUGAAUGUCCUGUCAGGGCCGAAACCCUCGCCCGAUAA